GGAAGGAGAAGAAGAGGAGGACGAAGUGGAGGAGGCGACGGCUGUCUUCUUCUUGUUGUUGUUUUUAUUUUUUAUUUUUUAUUAUUUGUCGCCUACCAGCAGGCACGUUUCUUGGGAGCAAACGCAAGCGGGUGUAACUGUCAUCGGCCGGUGUGUCCCGGUUGCGGUUCUACACUGACUUCUAUGGAGGAUAAAUCUGAUUAAUCCUUUCUUGUUGUGCUUUUUGGACCAAUUUAACUUGUAUAGAGCAUUUCACCGGAUACGGUUUGGACUAGUGUCUAAAGCCCGGACAUUGGUCAUCCAGGGAGAUAAAACAUGUCACUGUGUCAACAGCUGGAGCGGAAAACACGCGAUGGAUGUCGGUCAGUCUCCGCUUCGUAGAUAGCACAUGGUCUUUAUUCACCGUUCUUGUAUUCAUUCAUUCAUUCACUGGACGGGGAGUUGAACAGACGCUGGCCUGCUGUCAGAGACACUGUGGGCAGAGGAGAACCGGUCACAGAAGCGGUGAGUGAUGCUUUAGUACAGAUUCACGCUGCGGGGGUGACAUCGGUACAGACAAAAUGAUCCCCUGUUUUGCUGUUUUAAAGAUGGAGUCCCCCUACACAGACCCUGGCUGUUAAUGCUUCACAGAUUAAUAAGUUAGGAAGGAAAGCAGAAGAAGAGGCAAAGACAAGAAGCUCUCCCCAAACCCCGGGACGAAUAACACGGCAGGAUGCGUUACCGCCGUUAACUUCCACUCGAGUGAGUGUGGGCAGUGCCAGCAAUUGGGGACAACCGUUGGCCGUUAAUCCUACGCUGUGUGGGUGCGUGCACGCGCCUCUGUAUGUGGAUGGUGAUGGUGAGAACCGGUUUUUGAUGCGCGAGAAAGUGACGUGCCGCUCUCCUACCUUCCCGCCCUUUGCCACGAGCCUCAAGUCAACUCAGCGAACCAGGCAGCCGGGUCCAGCUUCAUUUCUCUCUCCAUAGCCUCCUCACAAACUCGCCACCUUUACCCACCUUCCCCGUGUUGUUGUUGUUAUUGCUCUUAUUAUUUAUUUGAGCGCGUGUCCCUCACCCUGACUCUCCAAGUCUCGCGGGAUAUAAAGGAAAUAAAAGGGGUGAAUCUAAAAGAGCGGAGGGGAAAAGGAAAGGAAACACACACACACACACGCGAAAACAGAUUAAGACGAACAGGAGCCGCCUAUAUGAAGAUGCUGAUGUGUGACCGCGGCGUCCAGAUGCUCGUGACGACGGUGGGCGCGUUCGCCGCCUUCAGCCUCAUGACCAUCGCCGUCGGUACCGACUACUGGCUGUACUCGCGCGGGGUCUGCCGCGUGAAGAGCAGCGGCGACAACGACACGAGCCGCAAGAACGAGGAGGUGAUGACGCACUCCGGCCUCUGGCGAACCUGCUGUCUGGAAGGAACAUUCAGAGGUGUGUGUAAGAAAAUUGAUCACUUCCCAGAAGAUGCUGACUAUGAAGCAGACGCAGCUGAAUACCUCCUACGUGCUGUGCGUGCCUCCAGUCUUUUCCCCAUCAUGAGUGUGGGUCUGCUGUUUCUCGGUGGGCUCUGCGUGGCUGCCAGUGAGUUUUACCGAAGCCGACACAACGUCAUCCUCAGCGCAGGAAUCUUCUUCGUCUCAGCAGGCCUCAGUAACAUCAUUGGGAUUAUUGUCUAUAUCUCAGCCAACUCUGGCGACCCAGGCCAGAGUGACAGCAAGAAGUCCUACUCCUAUGGCUGGUCUUUUUACUUCGGCGCCCUCUCCUUCAUUAUGGCGGAAAUGGUGGGUGUGCUGGCUGUGCACAUGUUCAUUGAGAAGCACCGCAAGCUCCGGGCCAAGUCCCGCACUGAGCUCAUCAAGAAGUCCGCCUUUAGCCGCAUCCCCUCCUAUCGCUACCGUUUCCGGCGCCGCUCCAGCGUUCGCUCUUCAGAGGCUCCCAGCCGCGAUGCCUCGCCACUGGGGAAAGGUGGCUACACAGGGCCCGCCGCCUCCGAGAUGCCCAUGUACACGCUGAACCCACGAGAGGCCGGCAAUGCCGGCAGCAAACCUGUUGGCGGCUUAGGCGGGCUGCUUAACUCGGAGAGGGAUUUCCUCCAGAGCAGCACGCUCACUAAAGACUACAGCAAGGACCCCAACCGCAGAACCACACCUGUCUGAGAGGUGCUGGCUACAGAUAUCGCCCCAAUCAGAGUAUCAAAGAGGAGGAGGAUGAGAAAUGCAGGGGGGAGUGCAAGCAAAAGCAGGGGACACACAGGGUUAUGGGGUGGGAAGGGAGGGGGUUGCUAAACUUCGACUGUGAACUGUGAACUUUUAGCCUUCGAACUGUGAAUCCUGAGCCCUGUGAGAGUGCGUGUAGCAGGGUUGGUUUUAAUAGAGAAGUUGUUCCCAGCCCCAGCACAUAUCACUGUAGUAAUACUUGUAACUCCUUAUAUAUCAAGGCACAUUCGGUUUAUGUUCAUGAGUUUUAUGUUCAUAAAUUGAUUUUCAGGCUUUUUUCUCACAGGAGAAAUGGGAAUUAGUGGAAAUGUAAAAUAUAUUAAGUGUUUUUUCUGUUUGGGGCAACUUCUCUUUAAAAAAAAACAACAAAAAAAAACAAAAGCGCCACAAAAAAAACUACAAUGUGAAUUUGAGGAGAAGGGGUGACAGACUUUGUGUGAACCUCUGUCCUCCUGACCUUUUGGAUAGCAGCAGAGUCGGGUCAGGGAAGGGGACCGGCCUUAGAGCUCCCAGCUGACCCUCUGAUUACAGUAAACGUGAAGACGUCAGCACCUCGUCAUGGGUUCUGAUUCCUUUUCAGUUCAGCUAGAUUCAAAUUAUAAACUGAAGAUCGGUUUGCCCAUUUAAACCAGUGCAUUUGUGGAAGCAGUUAUCAUUUUCUAUACAUUUUGUAUAUAAACUUUCAUACUGAUCGAUCGGAAAGCUCGCUUCACGACUGAACUGAAAAUGAAUUGAGCUCUUCCCUGGUCACAUUUUCCCCUCAUCGCUCUGAUUCCAGGUCAGUGGUUAAACCUGCCUGGCGGUUUCAAUGAGUAAAGAAGAAACCGCGGAUUAGCUGUUGCAGGCUGGGUAGAAAAGGUCUGACUCAACAACCUAAAGAAUCUCUUAUAGAUGGUAACGGAAGAUCCAUUGGUGCUUCCUUCUGUUUUUUUCUGCCACUUCUUGAUUUAUUUAUUUUUUCACCUAAAACCUAAAAAGAGGUGGUCUGUCUGCCAAGCUGUCUGUCUGCGUCCAUGUGUCACCUCUCACCUUUUUCUGUGUAGCCACACCUCCGCACGUCCUCUCACCCUGCCCAUCCUCUCCACUAGAUUUAGCUCCUGUCUUCCAUUGGUGGCGUUUUUGGAGACUAGUUAGGUUUUCUGGAGGUUGUUGGUUCAGGGUACUGUGGAGGGGAGACCGCUGAGCUGUGAAUAGGCUUUAAGGCAGCACCGUUUGUUUGCCCACUACCUCUUGGUGAACACAUUUCUGAUUUAAUAUUAAAACCUGUCAGAUUUACAGCUGCAGGAGUAAACACAAGCUAAAGUAGACGUCUCCAAUAGGAGGAAACUGUUUGUAUGUAGCACACAAAUUAAGCAGCGGGAGAUGGAAUUGGAGGAUAUCCAAUUGUAUUAUUUAAGACGUUACUAAGUCACUCACAGCCUCCUUAUUGCUCUUCAUCUCCACUGCUCACACACAUUCUGGCUGACAAACUAGUUACUUACUCCACUGCCACCUCUCCAGCCUUAAAAGAGGACCAGUGUCAAAUACUGCUGCGAUCCACGCAUCGAGGCACCGGAGAACACUUUGUGUGCAUCUGACUGAGCAGCAGUGUUUGGACGCCUUUCAAACUAAUGGCCUUUACACACCGGACACGUAAAAUUUGCACCAAUAUUUUGUUUGUUAAAAAUACUCGCCUAUUCUCAAUGCAGGCGUUCACAGCUACCGCAUAAUUUUGCAAGAUGAAUUUGGAUUUAAUUUAUGGAAUCAAGCACAAUUUUUUCAGAUUUUUUGCAUACGAAUUAACAGAUCUGACCAAUCAGACCACUGCAUGUGGCAACAAGUGCGCUUGUAGCUCAAAACGCACUUACUGAACAUACUGAAACGCAAGUACUGAACAUACAAUGAUAAAAAUAAAUAGAAAUAGUAAAACAGUACUGUUUCUUUUCAGACAUACAGCUAGAUGGUGCUCCAGGUCAGUCGACUCUGAAAUAAUUUCCCUGCCUCCUCAGAUGUGGGAAGAGCUCAGACUGCCCUGCUGACAUCCUGAAAUAUGUACGACAGCAGUCGUGAUAAAGAUUCAACUCCUGGAUCAAACCAUGAAAUUCUCCCUGCUGCUGCCUUCUCGUGAGAAUUGAAUGAACCAAGAAUCUCUGCUUCUUUCCUUUUGUUGUUUAGAAACAUCAGGACCAGUUCAUUGUGGCUUGAUGCGUCUUUUUUGAGGACGUUUUUUGCAAAAUUGCGGCUUUUGGUGUGCAUAUACCUAACACGACAAAUUCGCAUCUGAAAGAUCUAGAAUUUCGUUUUGGUUUUUUUGCAGCAUGCUCGGUGUGUAAUGGCCUUACUUUUCUGCAGGAAAAGCAGCACAAAAAACUACUGUGAUAAAGCCCCUGAUCUACUACUAUAUGCCUAAUAUUUACACAGUCAGUCCACUUGGUUUCCCAACAAUCUAAUGCUGCAUCUGUGCAUUUGUAAGCAGUGGCAACUACUGUAAUUCUGAAGUAUUCCAGCCUUUUAGUAAGAGGAGGCAUAUUCUAAAACAUUAAGAAAACAAGCUGAAUUAUUCACUUUACUCAGUAAUCUUCUCACGACACGAGGCGACAGGAUUUGACACUGUGAGAAAAAAGGCAACACAGCCAUAAAAUCUACAGAGAGGAGACAGGGAGGGUUGUGAAAUCUGAGCAUGAGUAUCUAGUCACACCAUUUUUCUCAACCUGUUUCUGGGACUGUGAGUAACAAGUAAGUGUGAAACUCAAAAGAGGGAAAAAAAAUGCUUUUUUUUAGUUUUUCAGUUGUUGUUCUUUUACCUUCCCAUAAACAGCCAUUGCACUGUUUUGUAUAAAGUCGACAUGAAACAACACCAACCCGACACUGUCAAGCUACUACUCUGACAGUCAUUACUCUGAUAAUAAAAUAUGUUUUAAACCUCGCACACACUGUUUAAUUUAUGAUGCUGCUGUUUUAUCUCCUGUCUCCGACGCCAUAAAGGGAGCUUAAAGGGACAAACGUGCAUUGCUACUGUCCUCUACAUGUAAAUAUUAAUUUUGCAACUGCAACUAGGGGCAUCAGCUUUUGUCAUGGGCUGUGAAAGGGAAAAAAAACCCUACUUUUCUCCAAGCAAGGGCUUUUAAUUUUUAAAGGACAGGAGCACACAAGGGCUUUUUAUGCUCAGCACUGCAGCAAUUUCAUUUUAAGGGUGUAACGUGGGAGGGAGGGGGAGAAAAAGCAAAGUACAUUUGCACAGAAACAAUCGUUGUUGAACAAGCUAACCGCUAAUACAGCAUGCUUUGUGUAAAAGAGAAGCUGAAGUAGAGGAAAAUCAGACUACGCUCUUCUACUCUGCUACUUUGUUUUGACUUAACUUUAGGUUAGAUGAGUAAUUUUGUGACGUAAUUAGAGAUGAAGACUAUUGCCUUAAGCAAAGGUAGCAUAUUUAAGAGUUAUUUCAGUUGCUUAAGAUUCAAACAUAAAUUAGCAAAAUAUGCCUGGUGCCAAAUAUUACUCCAGAUGUUUUCUAUGUAUCACGACCUCCAGGUUAGCUUUAGGUUUGCAGCUGUAAGUACUCUAAUCCGCGUAGGAUUUACUGACUCAACAGUAGCGGUAGCUUCGUAGCUCUCAUCGGCUCAGACUUCGAGGGGUCUGCUUAGGGUCGAAGUUCAGAACUGCCAUCCAUGAGCCAUGUCAGCGUUGACCAUUCAAACCAUGCAUGCCAUAUCCAUUUGCUUCCAGUGCUUACAUUUGCUGUAGUCUCAAAUGGCACCCUAAUCUCUAUACUCUGUAGGGAUACUCGACUGCUACACAAAAGACGCCUUACAAGGGCGCGCGGGCCCGUUAGCCCGCGCUGUAAUGAUGUUUACUUCAGUAGAGCACAGGGUGCUUUUUGAGACUAGGCCGCUGUCUAUCUCUUCUUCAUAAAGCUUUGAUACUCUGAUAUAUUAUUAGUAA
Molecule: messenger RNA, 6119 nt
Organism: Pelmatolapia mariae (spotted tilapia)
Lineage: Eukaryota; Metazoa; Chordata; Actinopteri; Cichliformes; Cichlidae
Gene: cacng3b
Product: calcium channel, voltage-dependent, gamma subunit 3b
Exons: 4
Coding region: 1185-2138 (317 amino acids)
Biological process (GO): regulation of AMPA receptor activity; neurotransmitter receptor internalization; transmission of nerve impulse
Cellular component (GO): postsynaptic density membrane; AMPA glutamate receptor complex
Molecular function (GO): voltage-gated calcium channel activity; channel regulator activity
Source: RefSeq, a predicted model, not a curated record